UUAGCUUCUUCAGGUUGACAAUUGAAUUGCAAUGAACCUCGGUCUCUGUUUUUUGUUUACCUUACUGGUGUUGAUGUCCAUCAGCCAGAAUGGGCUUUCUUACCGGAUGGCUGCCUCAGACGAACCAGUACGUGACGAUGUUGAAUUUACCGUACAAGCCGCAACUCCUCAUUGGAUCACCGUUCACUGGAAAAACUUCCGGCAACCGGCUGCAUACAUAGUGUUAGCUCAACAUUUUCCUAUCGAUUCUUUCACCAAAACUGAAUCCUGGUUUUACGGAACCAGAUGGUACUACGACUUCGGCGGUGUGAAAUGGGAAGCUUAUCACUCAAUCAAGCCGAAAAGUGAAUCUGGGCAGCUCAAAACAGUGUUUUUCGAUUCCAAAACCAUGGACAAAGUAAGUGUUUCUACAAAGUGUUUGGAUUAUCAUGCUUAUCUCGUCGAUGAAAGUGGGAAAACCUUGUCUGUUUUUUGUAUGAAAGUUUAUCCAACAUGGAUGAAUGACCUAAAAGAGCACUUGGCUAGGUUCAGAAUUCGCGAACUGUUCAUCCCGGGAACGCAUGACUCGGCAUCGUAUAAACUUGGCCCAGCCAAUCCGAACAGUCUUCCGCAGAAAUAUGGUAUCACUCAGAAUGAUAACAUCCGGCAACAACUGCUCCGAGGCAUUCGUUACAUCGAUCUAAGGGUCGGCUAUCAUCCUUCCAAAAACUGGCAUGAGUUAGUCACAGAUUUAAAUCAUAUACGCGAAUACGCUCUGGAAACCAAGGAAAUCAUAAUUGUCGAUAUGCACAACAUCGAAAACGGAGAAGAUCACGCGGAAGUUCAUGACAAGUUGGUCGAACUGUUCAAAGCAAGUUUGGGGGAUGUUUUGGCUAGUCCAGCGAUUGGUUGGAAUGGGAAGCUGCAGGAUAUUUGGAACUCCGGAAAGACUGUCAUUCUAAGCUAUAACUACGGGCAUGUGGUACAAAAGUAUAAGGACCUGUUGUGGCCUGGAGUCAAACAAAAAUGGGCCAAUGUGCAGAACCUGAAGAAUCUGUACAACUAUUUGACCGAAGUUCACCAGCAAAUGCCAAAUCACAAUUCCAAUCAACCUAUUGCUGAUAUGGCUCAAUUCACUCCUAGUGUUUUGGGAGUAGUGACGGGGAAUGAUCCAGGGCUUCGAACAUCGGCUGACUUAGUGAACCCAAACAUCAAUCAAUGGUACUUCAAUGAGUUUGGACCGACUGCAAAUAUUGUUGCGGUUGACUUUCUACGAGGAACCAACAUUGUAGAUGCAGCAAUCUAUUGGAAUCUACAGAAAGCCCCUCGCAGUUGA
Uranotaenia lowii is the source of this 1315-nucleotide messenger RNA. RefSeq names its product PI-PLC X domain-containing protein 3-like. NCBI's taxonomy places the organism in Eukaryota, Metazoa, Arthropoda, Insecta, Diptera, Culicidae. The coding region runs from base 32 to 1315 and encodes 427 amino acids. Gene Ontology annotation, biological process: lipid metabolic process. The transcript is spliced from 3 exons. The record is from RefSeq and is a predicted model, not a curated record. Gene Ontology annotation, molecular function: phosphoric diester hydrolase activity.